Messenger RNA from Zeugodacus cucurbitae (melon fly), 1131 nucleotides. RefSeq lists its product as uncharacterized. The transcript has a single exon. The record is from RefSeq and is a predicted model, not a curated record. Bases 1 to 1131 code for a protein of 376 amino acids. NCBI's taxonomy places the organism in Eukaryota, Metazoa, Arthropoda, Insecta, Diptera, Tephritidae.
AUGGUGCGAGGCGAAGUCGCCAGCACCAGUAAAGGAGAUUCUGCUAAGCUCACAGGAGUCCCGGGGCCCGGAUCAAACGCUAGAAAACAGGUGUCGGCGUCCAAAAAGUUGGAGUCGGACCGCCGCAUGGCAGCCAAAAUCUUGGAACGCUACGGUGGCGAGCAUGCUGAGCAGAAACCUGGGCAGCAUGCUAGCACACUCGAGUGGGCUAGGAAGGUGCUUAGCGACGGUGGCGAUAGUAAACCGGUGGGAUUGGGUGAAACUCAAUCGCAUGUUAAGCGACAAAGAUCGUUCGAGGGGGAAUCCUCUCUUGGUAAGAAACCUCGGGUUGGAGAGGCCCCUAAGUUUAGCGAAAUCGCCAAACUUGCGGGGUCUAUUGAGCUGGGGGUAUGCGAUCGGAGCAGGGAAGAUGGAGCCAUCUCCCACGAUGAGUGGAAGCGGGUCGCGGCGGCCAUUUCCGCGGUUUUCAUGAGGGUGAUCAGAGGAAACCCUGGUCCCCCUCCAAGCUGCGAGAGCGCAGGAUGGCACUACGGCAUCCACAAGCUUGUCAGGUGUGCUGAUGAAAGAUCAGCAUCCUUGUACAAGGAAGCGGUGUCCCUGGUGGGAGAGGUCUGGAAGGGGGCUAAGCUCGAGGCGGUGGCCAAGGAAGAACUUCCACUACACCCUCGUGCUCGGGUGUGGCUUCCCGCCGAACCCUCCACUACAGGAGAGAUCGAAGAAAUCUUGCAUUAUUGCAAUCCUUCUCUUCCUGUUCAAAAUUGGAAGGUCAUUCGGCUAGAGAAAACUCAGGAGCCAUAUCGGCAAGCGCUGAUACUUCUGAACAAGGAGUCCUUGGGUCCUCUCAGCGAUGUAAAGGGGGUCAUCAGCUAUGGUUUCGAGAAGGUGGUCCUUCGGGUCCUCCCUACCGAUGCCAAAGCCGAUGUCCCACUACCUUCAGGAGCGGGAGAGGAGGGAAUUGAUGCCCAAACGGGCAUGGAUGUUGACUCAUCCCACUCGGACACGGCGAGUAUUGGAGAUGGAUCCGUCUUCAAUCUCGGCAAACUGUUCGAGGAGGAUCGAGCCGAGUGUAUGGAGAGUGCGGAACUCGCACUGUUGGAGAAGAGUUUGGAGGAUGAAGAUCCUGCAAAUUAA